Molecule: messenger RNA, 3622 nt
Organism: Canis lupus familiaris (dog)
Lineage: Eukaryota; Metazoa; Chordata; Mammalia; Carnivora; Canidae
Gene: ADGRE1
Product: adhesion G protein-coupled receptor E1
Biological process (GO): adenylate cyclase-activating G protein-coupled receptor signaling pathway; cell surface receptor signaling pathway
Cellular component (GO): membrane
Molecular function (GO): G protein-coupled receptor activity; calcium ion binding
Source: RefSeq, marked provisional
AUGAAGGAAAGGUUCUGUUCUUUGAAUGACAGAAGCAGGGCAUCAUGUGGAGCUUCAACUUGCUCCUCUUCUGGGGGUAUUGUGGUAUAUUCAUCUGGGUUAUGUUUUCAUUGGAAUCAAUGGCAGUUGAUGUGAACGAGUGUGCAGAUACCACCACGUGCCCAGCUUAUGCAAAAUGCACUGACACUCCAGAUAGUUACUACUGCACUUGCAAACGAGGUUUUCUAUCCAGCAAUGGAAUGGAACAAUUUAAGGGCCCAGGAGUGACAUGCAUAGAUAUAGAUGAGUGUUCUCAAAGCCCCCCACCAUGUGGUCCCAACUCAGUCUGCAGAAACCUUCUGGGGAGGUACAAGUGCAGCUGUUGGCCUGGUUUCUCUUCUCCCACUGGAAAUGACUGGAUCCUGGGAAAUCCAGGUCGUUUCAUCUGCACAGACAUCAAUGAAUGCCUCUCCAGUGGGGUCUGCCAAGAGCAUGCUGAGUGUAUCAACACCUCGGGAAGCUACAAGUGCAGAUGCCAGGUUGGAUUCAUCGCUCACAACUCCAUUUGUAAAGAUAUAGAUGAGUGUUCUCAAAGCCCCCCACCAUGUGGUCCCAACUCAGUCUGUGAAAACCUUCUGGGGAGGUACAAGUGCAACUGUUUGCCUGGUUUCUCUUCUCCCACUGGAAAUAACUGGAUCUCAGGAAAUCCAGGUCGUUUCAUCUGCACAGACAUCAAUGAAUGCCUCUCCAGUGGGGUCUGCCAAGAGCAUGCUGAGUGUAUCAACACCUUGGGAAGCUACAAGUGCAGAUGCCAGGUUGGAUUCAUUUCUCACAACUCCAUUUGUAAAGAUGUGGAUGAAUGUGCUGAUCCCAGAACUUGCCCAGAGCAUGCCACUUGCCACAACAGUCCUGGAAGCUACUCUUGUGUCUGCAAUGUAGGAUUUGAAUCUAGUGGUGGAAAGGAACGCCUCCUGGGUUCAGGAGAGAUAUGUGGAGAUGUGGAUGAAUGUGCCAGGAACUCAACUAUUUGUGGCCUCAACUCUGUCUGUACCAACAUCCUGGGAAAAUAUAAUUGUUCCUGCCUGCCUGGGUACUUUUCGCCUGCUGUUUGGACUCCUGAGAAACCAGAAGAUUUCAUAUGUACAGAUAUUGAUGAAUGCUCCCAAGAUCCAUCACCAUGUGGUCCCAAUUCUGUCUGCAUCAAUACCCUGGGCUCCUACAGCUGUAGAUGCAAUAAGGGCUUUCGUCCCAAUCCAGGAGGCUCCUCAAACUUCACCUGCCAAAAUGUGAAUGAGUGUGCAGAUACCACCACGUGCCCAGCUUAUGCAAAAUGCACUGACACUCCAGAUAGUUACUACUGCACUUGCAAACGAGGUUUUCUACCCAGCAAUGGAGUGAAGCAAUUUAAGGGCCCAGGAGUGACAUGCAUAGAUAUAGAUGAGUGUUCUCAAAGCCCCCCACCAUGUGGUCCCAACUCAGUCUGUGAAAACAUUUUGGGGAGGUACAAGUGCAGCUGUUUGCCUGGUUUCUCUUCUCCCACUGGAAAUGACUGGAUCCUGGGAAAUCCAGGUCGUUUCAUCUGCACAGACAUCAAUGAAUGCCUCUCCAGUGGGGUCUGCCAAGGGCAUGCUGAGUGUAUCAACACCUUGGGAAGCUACAAGUGCAGAUGCCAGGUUGGAUUCAUCGCUCACAACUCCAUCUGUGAAGAUAUUGAUGAAUGCUCCCAAGAUCCAUCACCAUGUGGCCCCAAUUCUGUCUGCACCAAUACCCUGGGCUCCUACAGCUGUAGCUGCCUUGAGGGCUUUCGUCCUAAUGCAGGAGGCUCCUUGAACUUCACCUGCAAAAGGAUUCCCUUCAAGUGUAAAGAAGAUGUGAUACCAGACAAUGAGUGGGUCCAGCUAUGCCAAGUGGGAGCAGCAGUAGAGCGUGAACACGGUUCCUUCUGCACACUAAUGAAUGCCACCUUCAACGUUCUGGACGAUGCCUGUGAAAACAGAAACACCGUGGUUUCUCUGAAGAGUACGGUCGAGAGCUUUGCCUCUGUGCUCGAACAAACAUCCACAUCCAACUUCACCAAAGAAGAGACAUCCGCUUUGGCCACUGUGGUCCUGGAGAGUGUGAAAAGCACCACCCUGGCAGCUUUCCUGAAACCCUCGGCAAAUGUCAGUCAGACUAUUCAGACAGAACAAUUAGAAAUUGAAAGCAAAAUUAUCAAGGAAGAAUGCAAUGAAGAGAAUAUGACCUUUCACUUUAAAGCCAAAGGGGAUGAGAUGAAGAUUGGGUGUUCCACCAUUGAAGAAUCUAAAUCCACAGGGACCACUGGGGUGGCUUUUGUCUCCUUUUUGGGUAUGGAGUCUUUUUUAGAUGAGAGCUUCUUCCAAGACCAACAGAUGCCCUUGGCCAUCUCUCAGAGGAAGGUGAAGAUGAAUUCUCGAGUUGUACAAGGCAUCAUGACUGGUGAGAAGAAGGAUGGCUUCUCUGACCCUAUCAUUUACACACUGGAGAACAUUGAGCCUAAGCAGGAAUUUGAGAGACCUAUCUGCGUUUCCUGGGACACCAAUGUGGAGGGUGGUAGGUGGACGUCUUCUGGCUGUGUGGUCCUUGAAGCUUCUGAGACGCAUACUGUCUGCAGCUGUAAUCAAAUGGUGAAUCUGGCCAUCAUCAUGGCUUAUGGGGAGCUCACGAUGGACUUCUCCUUGUACAUCAUUAGCCACGUGGGCAUGAUCAUCUCCCUGGUGUGUCUCGUCUUGGCCAUCACCACCUUCAUCCUGUGUCGUUCCAUUCAAAAUCACAAUACCUACCUCCACCUGCAUCUCUGCGUGUGCCUCUUCUUGGCCAAGGCUCUCUUCCUCACUGGAGUGGACAAAAUUCAUAACAAGAUGGGCUGCGCCAUCAUUGCAGGCUUCCUGCACUACCUUUACCUCGCCUGCUUCUUCUGGAUGCUGAUAGAGGCUGUGAUGCUCUUCCUCAUGGUCAGGAACCUGAAGGUGGUGAAUUACUUCAGCUCCCGCCACAUCAAGAUGUGGUACCUCUGUGUCUUUGGCUAUGGGAUCCCAGGGCUAGUGGUGGCUGUCUCUGUUGGUGUUCAACCACAAGGUUAUGGAAUGCAUAAUCGCUGCUGGCUGAAUACGGAGACAGGUUUCAUCUGGAGUUUCCUGGGGCCAGUCUGUACCAUCAUCGUGAUCAAUUCCAUCCUCCUAACUUGGACAUUGUGUAUCUUGAGGCAGAAGCUUUCCAGCGUCAACGCUGAAGUCUCCAAGCUCAAAGACAACAGGUUACUGACAUGCAAGGCCUUUGCCCAGCUCUUCAUUUUGGGAUGCUCCUGGGUGUUGGGCAUCUUCCAGAUUGGAUCCAUGGCUCGUAUCAUGGCCUACCUAUUCACCAUCAUCAACAGCCUGCAGGGAGCCUUCAUCUUCAUCAUUCACUGUCUGCUCAACCGCCAGGUACAGGAAGAAUAUAGGAGAUGCCUUACCAGGAAGAUCAAACCCAGUUCCGAGUCCCAUACCUCAGGGAUAUUACUGUCCUCUGUCCCCUCCACUUCUAAGACGGAUUAAAGCUCUUCUUCCUUUCAUAUGUGCUAUGGAGCAACAUCUGAGGAAAGCAGAUGCCUACCGGAGCCUACUCUGAAAUCUCUUCACAUCUU